GUUGGUGAUCGGCCCCGCUCUCGAGAACACCGGCCGGAUGAUUACGGAAUCGCGGUGCGUUGCGCUGCGUUUUGCGGGUCAGUCUGUGUCGGACCAGCGUUUGAGUAAGAGUCACCCCCCGAGGUUGCAUCACCCAGAGGCCCAACAAAAUGGAACAGAAAUUCAACGAAUCAGCUGAGAAGGUCAAAACGUUCACCAAGCGGCCAACGGAUGUGGAGCUGUUGGAGCUGUACGCACUGUUCAAACAGGCAACCGUGGGCGAUAAUGAAACCGAGAAACCGGGCAUGUUCGAUCUGAAAGGGAAAGCCAAGUGGCAGGCGUGGACCGACCGGAAAGGCACCUCGAAGGAUGCCGCCAUGGAAGCGUACAUCAAGUUGGUCGAGGAACUUUCGGCCAAGUACCAGUAACGUGUGACCGCUUCCGGGCGUAACACAUUUCGGGGUGGAACGGGAUGCGGGGGGGACCUUGUUUUUGUUAUUCUUUCACCAGUUUUGUUGUUCCUUUAAAGCAAUCGAUUUAAAAUUCCGGUUUUGGUACGCACCACAAACUGCCUUAAAGUGCCAAGUGCCUUAACAACAGUAAAAACAGGAGUGCCAGUUUGGCGUAGACCAAAAAUGAUGUUACACGGGUUUAUUUAAUGUUUAGCUUUACACGCUUUAAAACCCAAUAAAUGGAUGAGUCGAACGACCCAGCAAGCUUC
This is a messenger RNA of Anopheles bellator, 700 nucleotides long. RefSeq names its product acyl-CoA-binding protein homolog (gene Acbp2). The record is from RefSeq and is a predicted model, not a curated record. Gene Ontology annotation, biological process: fatty acid metabolic process. The transcript has 3 exons. Lineage: Eukaryota; Metazoa; Arthropoda; Insecta; Diptera; Culicidae. The coding region runs from base 150 to 407 and encodes 85 amino acids. Gene Ontology annotation, molecular function: long-chain fatty acyl-CoA binding.